GAGCAGUGCUUACUUUACUACUUAUGGCUUCCAACAUAUAGGUGAAGAGGCAACAAUACUUCAGGUGGAGCAAAAUAAUGCUAUACAUACACCUAUUCACCAAGAUAUAUAUCCAGACAGCUAAAUAGAGUGCCUAGGUAGUACCUGUGUGCUCUCCUGCGCUUCGUAAAAAACAUCCUACUCAUCUCAGUAGAUUUUACCUGUUACGAUUGUAGGCAAUAUGUCCUCGGCCACAUUCAUCGAUGACACUGGAAUGAAGACAUAUGUCCCGCUUGAGAACAAUCCAGAUGUUAUGACUCAACUGGCUCAUCGCCUCGGAGCUUCGACGGCCCUGAGCUUCUACGAUAUCUACUCAAUGGACGAAGAUGUCCUCAAUUUCAUCCCAAGGCCCGCACAUGCAUUAAUAUUCAUAGCCCACGCCGACGCCUUCUUCAAGACCCGCGAUGAGGAGAAUAAUGGCAUGUCAGAAUAUGACGGAUGUGGUGCCGAUGAGCCAGUGUUAUGGAUUAAGCAAACCAUCGGACAUACCUGCGGGCUCAUGGCUCUUCUACACAGCAUGGCUAAUGGAGGUGCCAGAGAGAGUAUUGUGCCCGGCUCACUUGCAGAUAGGCUCUUCAGGGCCGCUGUUCCUUUAAAGCCAAAAGAGCGUGCCAAGCUAUUAUAUGACUCUGAAGAGCUCGAACUCAUACAUCAGGAAUAUGCUCAAAAGGGUGACUCGGCAGCCCCAUCUGCGGCGGAUCCAAACGAGCUGCAUUUCAUAAGUUUCGUCAAGGCGGAUGAUAAUCAUCUCUGGGAGCUAAAUGGGGGUAUGAAGGGGCCUGUUGAUCGCGGAGAGUUGGGUCAGGAUCUGGACGUGUUAAGUGAGAAGGCGUUGGAUCUGGGACCGAAGGCGUUCUUAAGGGCGGCCAAGGAACAUGGUAUGAGCGAUAUCAGAUUCAGUAUCAUUGCGAUGGCGCCGACUCUGGAAUGAUUGGGCACGACGGACAGAUGCUAUUGUUGAGCGAUGCUAGCGAGAAUGAGUCUAAUAAUGAGAAAGCUUGUGGUGCCG
Pseudovirgaria hyperparasitica is the source of this 1048-nucleotide messenger RNA. RefSeq names its product cysteine proteinase. Gene Ontology annotation, molecular function: cysteine-type deubiquitinase activity. Gene Ontology annotation, biological process: ubiquitin-dependent protein catabolic process; protein deubiquitination. The record is from RefSeq and is a predicted model, not a curated record. Gene Ontology annotation, cellular component: cytoplasm. The coding region runs from base 221 to 970 and encodes 249 amino acids. NCBI's taxonomy places the organism in Eukaryota, Fungi, Ascomycota, Dothideomycetes, Acrospermales, Acrospermaceae. The transcript is spliced from 2 exons.